Mixia osmundae IAM 14324 is the source of this 393-nucleotide messenger RNA. RefSeq lists its product as uncharacterized. The coding region runs from base 1 to 393 and encodes 130 amino acids. The transcript is spliced from 3 exons. NCBI's taxonomy places the organism in Eukaryota, Fungi, Basidiomycota, Mixiomycetes, Mixiales, Mixiaceae. The record is from RefSeq and is a predicted model, not a curated record.
AUGUCGCAGACAAUGCAACUCUCUCAGGUAGCCAAAGGCAAGCGAAAGGCACUUCGAUCAGACCCAAAGGAUGUCAUCAUCAUCAUCAUCAUCAUCAUCACCCCCGACGAUGAGACUCCGUCAGACUCGAGAUUGGAACGAGCGAACAAGGCCAACGAGCUGGCAAUCGUCGACGGCAGAACGAAUGCGAUCGAAGUACCAGACGGCGAUGAGCAGACAGGAGAAAUGCUACCCAUCAACUCGUUGGAAGCCGCUCUGCAGCAGCUGCUCGAGUUUGUGCCUGAUGACGAGAUCGUCAAUACUGUUCUCGGAGAUCUACUCAACGCUGCAACCUACCCCAAGCGCGAGUGCGAACAAGUGCGCAAGCAGAUUAUCAACUACAUCCUCGAAUAA